Aegilops tauschii subsp. strangulata is the source of this 1062-nucleotide messenger RNA. Lineage: Eukaryota; Viridiplantae; Streptophyta; Magnoliopsida; Poales; Poaceae. The record is from RefSeq and is a predicted model, not a curated record.
AUGGAAGAGGACGACGCCACGGAUGGCGGUGGUGGAGCAGGCGGCUCCGGAGGAGGCGUCCUUGAGGACUGGCCGAAUGACGAUGAGGAGGAGAACGAGCCGCGUCACCCGCACGGCGCCGACAAGGCGGGCGCGAGCUCUUCAGCCGCGCCGACUGCCCCAGGCGGCGCGCCGAAGCGCCGAGCCGACUCGUUGCUGUUCAGCAGCCGGCCGAAGAAGCCCAAGAACCCGGCCGCCGCAACCAAGUGGCGGGAGGCCGCCGCGAAGGCGGCCCAAUUCCAGAAAGCCCCAAAGCAACCCCCGAUGGUGUCCUCAGCGGCCGCCGCACUGCAGCAGCGCCUGGGCGAGGUCCAGGCCGAGCUGCGCACCAAGGAGGAGGAGUGUAGCAAGGCGGCCCAGGAGUGCGACCGCCUGGUCAAGGAGCUGGCGGACCAGGCGGAUCGGCACAAGGCGGAGCUCCAGAAGUUGAAGGAUGUCUUCUUCCCUGGUCACGCCGUUACCGCCAGCCAGGCCAUCGAGGCUCGCCGCGAUGAGCGAAGACGGGCUGGUGCACAGAUCGCACCCAGCGCGCCCCGGACCCUCAGCGAGCAGCUUCUCCCAUCUCAGCCUGCUCAUCGGAUGCUCCGCCGCAUGCAGCGUGUCGGGGCCCAGGAGGCCAGCGAAGAGUUGGUGGCGGCGCGGCCUGCGCUCACUCAACGUGCGGCAGCGAUCGCCGAGUACACCAACACCGGUGUUUUCAUCCCCGAGCUGGACGAGGAGGGCGCCGAGGUGCCGCCCAACUGGUUUGGGCUGAACCCGGUAGGUGGCGAGGACUCAGCGGAGGAGAUCACCUCCAACGAAGAGGGCGACGACAAAGAGGGCGAGGAUGGUGAAGACGACGCACCGGAAGGCGGAGCCGACGGCCAGCUCCAGCCCGAUCGAGCCUCAAGUAACGAGCUGCGUGUGAGUGCGCCGACUGCUACUGAUGCUGACCAGGCUGAGACCCGCCAGGUGGCCACUCCACCAGCCGGUGCCGCCAACUCCACCAACCUGUCGGACCCGUCUGCUGCUCCUCUGGCCUAG